AUGAUGUUUUUGCUACUAUUGGUGGUGACAAUAGCUGCCACACAAAUACCAAGUGCAUACCCAUGGGACAAUCACGAUAUUUCUACCCUGAAGUUUUUGCAAGUGGUGCACCGGCACGGAGACCGGGCCAUCACCAAGAUCUACGACAAGGACCCGUACAAAGACCUCGCUCACUGGCCCGAAGGGCUCGGCGAACUGUCCGCUAAGGGUCGGUACAGGGCGUACAAACUGGGCCAAUACAUACGCCAUCACUACGACCAAUACUUGGACCACGACUACAACCCUCGCGAAGUGUACGCCCGAUCGUCGGCCAAAUCCCGAUGUCUGGACAGUGUGACCACGUUGUUGGCCGGACUGUACCCGCCCAACAACACCCUAUACCAGUGGGGAGACACGAACUCGACUGUGCCGUUAGGCCAGUCCUGGCAACCAAUACCCAUCUAUACCUAUCCGAAGGAGCGUAUGAACGAUGACUUACUGUUGCGUACGGACCGUAAGUGUGCGGUGGCCGACAAAAUUGUUACCCAGAUGUUAAAUACGCCUGAAGUGGUCAAAGCACUAGACGGGGUAAACGAGUUGUUGGUUAAACUGAAUGAGACUAUGGGCGCCAAAAUCAGGAGCUUAUUUGACGUGAAGGCAGUGUACGAUCACCUGUGGGUCGAGUCCCAGAGGGGUUACCACUGGUCGGCCAAAGGGGUGUGGAGUCGGGAGUUUGAGGUUGGGGUGUUUGCGGCCCUUAAACCCCUGGCAGAGCUCCUCUGGUUUCAGGAGUGGAACAGUAAAGUGGUUCAGCGCCUGAGAGCGGGUCCACUUGUUGGUGAGUUGACCGCCAAUUUCGAGCAUAAAGUGUCCGGGAAUAAGUCGGGAAUUUCCGAUAAUUCGGGAACAAAGCUCAAUGUCUAUUCUGCUAACGAUGCGGUGGUAUCGGUGCUAAUGCGGGCGCUGGACGUCUAUAACAACGCGAUCGUCCCCUUCAGCGCUACCCUCUUGUUUGAGUUGCACCAGAAAUUGGGCGUUACCGGUGCUGAGGGUCAUUUUGUGCGCUUGUAUUACUAUAAUGCGACAUUGCAAGAGGGUAAACAACCGUAUUUGUUUACAUUGCCCGGUUGCGAUGGUCAGGCCGACUGUCCCUUUGAUAGGUUUAAGCAAUUGACUAAACCUAUGAUACCUGACGACUGGGCCAAAGAGUUGCUAACAACAAUAGCCACAACACAACUACCUGGUGCAUACCUAUGGGACAAUGACAAUAUGGCCACGCUCAAACUACUACAAGUGGUGCACCGGCACGGAGACCGGGCCAUCACCAAGAUCUACGCCAACGACCCGUACAAAGACACGGCUAACUGGCCGGAAGGCAUCGCCGAACUCUCGGCUAAGGGUCGGUACCGGUGCUACAAAGUCGGCCAAUACCUGCGCCAACACUACUCGGCAUACCUGAGCCAAACAUACAGUCCGCGCGAAGUGUACGCCCGAUCGUCGGCCAAAUCCCGAUGUUUGGACAGUGUUAGCACAUUGUUGGCCGGUCUGUACCCGCCCGACAACCCCUCACACCAGUGGGACGUGGACUCGACGGCACCGUUGGGUCAACGCUGGCAACCGAUACCAAUCUAUACCUAUCCGCGCGAGCGUAUGAACGACGACCGACUGCUCCGUACGGACGAGCCGUGUCCGGCGGCUGACCGGGCGAUCACCGACUUAUUCAACGAAGCGUCAGUCGCCGAGGCUAUGAACGCGGCCCGCGAUGUGAUGGACAAACUCCGGCAGUCAAUGCCGGCCACUAUUGGCAACCUAUUGGACGCCAAGAAUGUUUACGAUCACCUGUGGGUGGAGGCCGAGAGGGGCCGCCUGUGGUCGGCGAAGGGGGUGUGGAGUAGGGAAUGGGAGGACCAGAUGUUUGUAGCUAUGAAACCGUUGGCAAAGCUCCUGUGGUUUCAGGAGUGGAACAGUAGUGUUGUUCAGCGCCUGAAAGCCGGCCCACUGUGGGCGGAGUUGACGGGAAAUUUUCGCCGCAAAGUUGCCGGGAAUUUGGGCAUUGAUUCAGGGGUUAAAGUGUUUGUCUACUCGACCCACGAUGCGAUUGUGGCGGUGUUGAUGCAC
Medioppia subpectinata is the source of this 2097-nucleotide messenger RNA. NCBI's taxonomy places the organism in Eukaryota, Metazoa, Arthropoda, Arachnida, Sarcoptiformes, Oppiidae. The record is from the annotation of a GenBank genome assembly.